Molecule: messenger RNA, 1423 nt
Organism: Meira miltonrushii
Lineage: Eukaryota; Fungi; Basidiomycota; Exobasidiomycetes; Exobasidiales; Brachybasidiaceae
Exons: 1
Coding region: 24-1073 (349 amino acids)
Biological process (GO): GPI anchor biosynthetic process
Cellular component (GO): endoplasmic reticulum membrane
Source: RefSeq, a predicted model, not a curated record
UGUAUCAUAACGGUGAUCAAGACAUGUCAAAGAUAACAGGAUCAUCGUCAGGGGCAGGUGGCUCCCAAACCAUCGAUCAAGCCAAAGGUGCUAACCCACAAAAUGGAUCGAUCAAAGGACCUCCUUUGGGUUCAUCUUCACAUACGCUUCAGCUUUUGGUCAUGCUAACGUUGAACAGCAUCUUAAUCUUUCUCUGUUUGAUCGUUUUACCAGCCCACAUGUUAUGGCGAGAAGCAUCAAAGCAAAAUUUGGCAUUAAAGAAUAACGAAGACAGUAUAACAGUAAGCCCAUUAGCCAAACAAGCCUACGAUUCAUCUUUAGAAAAUGUCAAUUCAGCAAGGCAAAAUUUGAUUACCGCUUUUAAACUUUUGUUUUCUACGCCCAAUAGUGAUUCAACAGCUAUCAAAUGGAUCAAACGUGGAAAUCGAUCAACUUUGGCAGCUUUGAUAUUAAGUCAAUCUUGGUUCGUUGCACGAUUUAAAGGUUGGUGGGACGAAGCAGAAGCGAUGGAACGUGGUGAUCGUGAAGAAGUAAUGAAAAGAAGAAGGAUUGGAAUAGGUAAACAGAUGGAACACGUUACAAUGACUUCCUUUGUUUUACCUUUGAUUGCAAUUGUCAUUUAUGCAGUCCUCGUUCUUUGUGGAGCACCUUUCCUUAAAAGUCAUUUGGAUACUUUGUUCUUGUCGGGAUUUUUGGCCCUAUUGGCCCUCCUCCCUGCCAUUCACGUAUUGGGCACAGAUGAACAGGAAUGGAUCAAAGCUUUCUCCUUCUCAAGUACGAUAUCUGAAACGACCAAAGCUGCACCGAGAUUCAAGAUCUUGGUUCGGACAACUACGUGUACUCUGCUAGGCGCUCUGAUUGGAUCAUCAGGAGUUUUGCUGGAUUGGGAUAAAGCUUGGCAAGCAUAUCCUGUGCCUUCUGUUUUGGGUGCUAGCAUUGGACUUUUGGUCGGAAAUGUUUUGGCCGGCUUGACAUACCUAAUGUCAACUCAAUCUCGUUCUGCUGGACCUCGUGUGGAAAGGAAAGGAGGUUCUAUUCUAUCCACAGCAAGCAAGAAGAAAAAGAAGCGUUAAAGGUGUAUGCAGAAUGAUCAAACAUCAAUUUAAUCACAUCUUGGGAUAUCAUUUGUACAUAAAAGAGUAAUAACAGACAUGCAAAUUAAUAGCCAGAUCACUUUGCAUCCCAUUCAUCAAUCGUCUCAUAGAAAGUUUUGAUGAUUCUCUUUUGAGCGUCUGCGCCCUUUUCAGAUUUUGAAUCUCCAACGCCUCUGAUGACAAGGUACUUUCUUCCUUGUAACACUUCAGGAGUGAUAUCACCAAAGCUUUCUGUACUGAUAGAUUUCAAGGUGGGCUCUUUUGCACCUACGACCACACCGCCUGCUUCUUGAAUGAUCACAGCUCCAGCACAUACAUCCCAAGCCCAA